CAGACCCCCUCUGUGUGGCUGUGACGUCCGCUUUGCCCCGCCCGCUUUGGGUGGUGACGCGGGGGUGGGCACGCCCCCGCGCUUACGUCACCAGCCCGGUUCCCUCUCCCGGGAGCGUUGGCGGACGCGCGGCUCCCACCCCCUCCCCUCUCACGGGCUCUCCCCUCCCCGGUGGCGGCCGCGGCCCGACCCUCUGCAAGGCGAUGGCCCGGGCCCCGAGCGCGGGCUAGCGUGCCUGGGUGCCCGGCCAUGGGCUGUAUCGGCUCUCGGAGCCCGGCGGGUCAGGUGGCCUCGGAUCCGGCGUGGGCUGUGGAGUGGAUCGAACUUCCUCGGGGCCUCUCUCUAUCUUCCUUGGGAUCUGCUCGGACCCUCCGAGGCUGGAGCCGGUCCUCCCGCCCUUCCUCAGUGGACAGCCAGGACUUGCCAGAGGUGAAUGUUGGAGACACAGUCGCGAUGCUGCCCAAGUCCCGAAGAGCCCUAACUAUCCAGGAGAUCGCUGCGCUGGCCAGAUCCUCCCUGCAUGGUAUUUCCCAGGUAGUGAAGGACCACGUGACCAAGCCCACUGCCAUGGCCCAGGGCCGAGUGGCUCACCUCAUUGAGUGGAAGGGCUGGAGCAAGCCAAGUGACUCGCCCGCUGCCCUAGAAUCAGCCUUUUCCUCCUACUCAGACCUCAGUGAGGGUGAACAAGAGGCUCGCUUUGCAGCAGGAGUGGCCGAGCAAUUCGCCAUUGCAGAAGCCAAGCUCCGGGCAUGGUCAUCAGUGGAUGGUGAGGACUCCACCGAUGAAUCCUAUGAUGAGGACUUUGCUGGGGGAACUGACUCAGACACCAGGGAGCCCAUCGGAGGGCCCAUACUUCUUGGGCUUGGGAACAGUGAAUUGACAGGGAGAGGGUCAGUUUCACCUUCCGAAAGAAUCCUGGGAUUGGGGCCAGGAAAUCUGGCCUCUGGGCCUGACUCUGCUAUAUUGACUCGGGCAAGUAACCUCCUCACUGCCUCAGCUUCCCUGUGUAUUAAAACGGUUAAAUCCACAGGCUUUUGGGUCAGACCAUCUUGGAUUCCAGGCCUAGUUCUGCUACUUACUAGCUGUGUGACCUUGGGCAACCUGCUUAACCUCUCUGAAUCUCAAUGUCCUCAGAGAAACUAGAACAGAAAAACUAGAAUAUUACAAUACCCAUCUUACAGGGUGGUUGUGAGGAUUAAAUUAAACAUGUGAAGAGCUUAGCCCACUGCCUGGCAUGUAGCAGGCACUAGAAAAAACGUGUCAGUAUUAUCAUCAUCAUCGUGUGAUAUCUGAGGAUUAAGUAAGGUGAUGGAAACGCUUUAGAGGUCUUAGGAAGAAAGGCUUUAAAUAAAAGCCAAAUGUAUUAUUCACAGGCCUUAUUCUUCUUUUCUUGCAAUUGCACUGCAGUUCCCCACUCAUUUUGAUCCGAUGUCUUUACCCAAAGGCUUAUAUGUUCCUUUAUUACCUUUUGCUUUUUUGUUUUUGUCCCCCAUUCUUCCUGCCCUGCUUGUGUGCACUAGGCUGGCUCUUGGGCACAGUUUGUGUCUAAGCUAGCUGCCGAAGCCGCAGACCUUGGGAAAAUUCCUCCCCUUCCCCUGUCUAAUGUGCUCAGAGGCUUGCACGUUAAAUCUGUCAACAAUUUAGCUAAACCCUCCUGGUUUUUGCCCAGGCAGCCUGCUGGGUGUGCCUGUACUCCCUGCCUUCGCUUAGAGGCCUGAAGAUGCCCAAUGAUGCAGGCUGCGCCAUUCUGGGGGGGCGCUGAGGCAGUCCUGCAAAGAGAGCCCCCGCCCUCCGUUAGCGCCAGCCUCACCCACCGCCAACCUGUCUGCACUACAGUUUUCUCUGCAUUUAUGCAGGCCAUUGUGCCCUUCUGCUGAGCUAUCUUCCUGUGUCUCUACCAGUUUUCCUUUGGCCUACACUGAGUCAGGCUUUCUGGGGUCUGACAUUCCAAGCCCCCCACUAGGCACUUCUCAUCUUUGUUUAUCUCUUCUCUGCAGUGUCCCCAAUCCUACUUGGAUGUUUGUUCGCUUGUUUAUUAGAUUUUCUUAUCCUGCCUAUUUCUCACCCAUUUUUUUCAGCGUGGGUGUAUCAGCCUUGUCAGGCGCUGGCAGCCUCCUGCCUAGCUCUGACUCUAGAGGGUCAGAGGCCUUCUGGCUUCCACCCAGCUCCAGCCCUGUCUUUGUUGCCGCUUUGGUCCAGAGUUCCCUGGGGGCAAGGCUGAGCUGAAGAAAAAUGAUGCUUGGCUUCACCAUAGGCAGGAAGAAGCUAAGGGGCCCUGCUCCUGGCCUCCCAUCGUUUGAAGCAAUGUGUUUGAAAAACAUCUCAGCACAGAGCCCACUCUCUGCUGUCUCUUUUUUCCCCACUGGCUUGAGUCCAAACUUGUGGGAGAACUUAGC
Molecule: messenger RNA, 2396 nt
Organism: Kogia breviceps (pygmy sperm whale)
Lineage: Eukaryota; Metazoa; Chordata; Mammalia; Artiodactyla; Physeteridae
Source: RefSeq, a predicted model, not a curated record